This is a messenger RNA of Schistosoma intercalatum, 2289 nucleotides long. Lineage: Eukaryota; Metazoa; Platyhelminthes; Trematoda; Strigeidida; Schistosomatidae. The record is from the annotation of a GenBank genome assembly.
GACAUGACAACGUUGAUUUCCAAAGUACCCGCUAAGUAUGAGAAUGGAUUCUGAUUAUGUAUAUCCUAUCCACGUAAAUGAUUAUCGACUUUAUCCGAGUUGGUGAUUAACGGAAUUAAAUAAACCAAAUACGAGUAUGGGUUUUUGGAUACGUAAAUUUUAUGCAAUCAUUGAUUUGAACAGGCAAUCAGGCAGGGUUUCAAUUUUCUCUUUGACUAUUAAAGAAGAAAAGCACAGGACUUUGUGAAGGCCAAAAUACAAGAUCAUGAGAUUUUCGAGAUAUGAAUUCAAAUUCCUCGUUGUUGUAUGGUUAUCUCUAUUGCCAGUUUUGAUGUUUUGUAUAACAGUUUACUUCAGAAAGAAGACAUUCUCGAAAACGGAAUUAUGCCGUGAAGGUCUGGUCGAUAACGUAUCAAUUACAAGUGAAGGAGUGGAUUGGAUCACAGAUGAGAUUUCUCAUUCUAGAUUAUUUGACCUCAGUGAAAAUGUCUUAAUCAAGGAGGAUCAAAUAAAAAAUGUAGAUCGGAUCGGUAUUUCUCAUGAGACACUUAGACGUCGUGCUUUGAAUUACAUUUAUGAAGCACGAUACACUUUGAACAAUUUACGCAACAUUUUUACCCAAUUAAAAAAAGUUAAUCAAAAGGAAUUGGACACUGAAACAGUUUCAUCAAUACAAGCAUCGUUAGUUCGUUAUCGACAGAAUAUGGAGGAAACUAUUACACACUUGCAACUUAUUCUUAACAAACUAGGUGAAUUAGAUGAAUUUUCACAAAUCAGAAAGAAUGGCUUAAAUAAGCUUUCACAGCGAUUACAGGAGAAGAUUCAAAAACAACAGAAUCCGUCAGAUUGUAAAAAAGCCAAAUAUGUAACAUUAGACUUUACUAAUCUGUGUGGAUUGGGUUGUCGCAUGCAUCAACUCAUGUACUGCUUACAAUUGGCUCUUGAAAAUGAGCGUGUUUUUGUAUUAAAGAAACAUCAUUCUGGAGACCCAUUUCGAGAAUGGCUUCAUCAGAGCAUGUUACCACUUUCUGACAAAUGCAGUUACUUGGACUCAGAUAAUAGAUCAGAUAACAUCGAAUGUCCUCUGGUUCGAAAGGCUUUCACCGAUCCUAAAUGGUUGCCAUAUGCUCUCCCGAUAGAUAUGAAUGAAGAAUUAUUGCGUUUACACGAGGCACCCUUUGUUUGGUUUGCUGGUCAACUAGCAGCCUACAUUUUGCGUCCAAAGCCACAACUUGCACAAUUGAUCAAUGUAACUUUGAAGAGCUUUAAAACGAGUGGUGAUCCUGUUGUUGGCGUGCAUAUCAGGCGUACCGAUAAGUUAGUAUUGGAGGCUAAGUUUCAUGACUUAUCCGAGUACAUGGAACACGUGGAUAAUUUCUUUGAUUUACAAAGUGUUCAUCUCUUGACUAUGUCAAAGAGACAUAACAUGAAUGUGGAGAGAUUUGGAUCAGUUUCUGAAAGAAUCAUUGGACGAAACAAUUCUGUUCAGGCUAAGCGAAGUGUUUACUUGUCGACAGAUGAUCCGAAUAUUUUUACUCAACUACCCUACAGUUAUCCAAACUACACCAUCUAUGGUAGUCAAGGUAGAUCGCAGUCAGCUAAUUUGAAUAUACGGAUGUCAGUUAAUUCAAUGAAUAAUGCAAUUAUUGACAUCAUUGCACUUUCAAUGACAGAUUUCCUUGUGUGUACAUUUUCAUCGAAUGUUUGUCGUUUAGCCUAUGAGUUAAUGCAAACACGUCAUAUGGAUUUGGGUGAUGCAACACAAUUAUUUCAUUCAAUCGAUAAGUUUUACCAUCAAGAAGAUUACGGCAGACUGAAAUUUGAUGUGAUCAUUCCAGAUAUGAAGGUAAAUUUGAAGUAUGGUGAUGUAGUGGAAAUUCGCCAAAUUAACUGGAACGGUUCAGUGUUAGUAAAACCACAGCAAUCAAGUGAAAAUAUACAUAAUAAAAACCGAGAGGGUAUGGAAAACGAAUUCAUUGCACCUGCUUACAGGUUUAGACCAAAAAUGAACAUGACUGGAUUCAACUGAUGAAGUGAGAUUGUUUCAACAGACUAUAUAUCACUGUAGAUUCAGUUUUACACCGCCAUUUUUAUUCCGCUGAAGUUUUGGUGUCUAACAUUAUCCUGCUCAAUAUUUUAUACACAGCUAAUAAUUUAUAUUGACAUUCUUAUAAAUCUGUUGACUAUCACUAAUGUAUGUUUCAGUUAAUUUUUUACUGCAAUUGUACAGUACUACCGAAUAGACGUGACUCAUGUAACAACAUUAAGAAAUUAAAGUUGAUUAUUGAC